UCUGUCCGUAACGUGUCGAACCGUAGUCGGUCGAGUGAACUGUCGCACAGUUCGACCGACGAAGUCCUUCUUCAAUCCAGAAGAGCCCUAUAGAGAAAGCGCGACGGCUCCUAUAUCUGAGAAUUUCCUUAUCGCGAGGAGUUACGCCAGACACCAAAACCCUCGAAUCCCUCCGCUCUUUCCGUACAAGAAAUUAAAUUUAACGGCGGACGAGUAUCGCUAUCAUCUCGCGGCUCGAAGGGCCAUUAAAGGUAUUAUUCGAUCCGCUAGCGUGGAAACAUAGCCCGUACCUGAUGAGUAUUCGAUGGACGUGCGGACAUAUGGUGAAGCAGAGAAGAUUUAUUGGGAAUACCAACAACAAAAUGAUCAAUAUACGGAAACGUUCGUAGACGUCUUAGAGGGAUAAUUUAAUUCGCACGGUCCGAAUGUGAGAAACGUUGUUCCUCAUGAGUUAAACACGAAAGCAGGUCUUGCAGGUUUUGAAGCUUAUCAGGAAUAUCACGGAGACAACUGUUCACAUUGCGGAGCUGAAGAUGUGUUGUUGCACGUUGUAAGAAGAGUUAUAUAGAUUCGUCGAUCGGGUCGCGAAACAUAUUGGCAGGUUUCCGCGAGCCGGAAGACGAGUGCUAGAUCCGUCACACAGAUCUAGAUGUGAUCGCACUUGUGAUUCUAUUUCCUUUGUUGUAUUUUGUCCAGCGAGACUUUUUAGAGAGACUUUUUAAAGAGAUUUUUUUACUUUCUUAUUACGAUUUUAGAUACUAUCGUUCAUUUUACGGAGAAGGAGGCGUAAGCCAAAGUAUAAUCGAGAGUAUUAUCCGCAGUAUUCAUUACGUUUGCUCAUAACUCUCGCGGUAUCAAUAUAAAGGAAAUUAAAAUUUGCAUAUCGCAAUUGAGAAAACACGUGGUCGAACUCCGUGGGGGAAAAACGGACGAUGUUUUAAUUUGCAAAGCCCAAAACUGAAUUUUCGACCCUCGUGCGCCACGCCGCGAAGCGGAGUUUCGUCAUAAUGAGUCGUUAAUUGAAAAUGCACAAUGACGCAGCGAAUCUAUCCGUUAUCCACGAAUCCCCGCGAGGGGUCACCGGAUAUCCAAAUGGAGACGCUCAUGGCAAAUCACUCCCCCCACCAGGGAAAGAUCCUCUCGAGAUACACGCUACAAGACAAGGAGAAGGAUAAACACGAAGCCGAAUACAUGCUAUGGGAAAAUGGCAAAGAAAUGGAAUUCAUACCAUCGGAAACGAAGGCGGAGGAAAAGGAGGACAAACCGUCGGAGCCGCCAUCGCUGCCACCCGUGCCAUACUACAAACUGUUUCGAUUUGCGACGUGGGGCGAGUUGAUGCUGGUCUUCUUAAGCCUGAUACUGGGUGGCCUCGUAGGCUUGACCAUUCCAGUUUCAAUCAUUCAAUAUGGUGAAUUCAGCACUCUGCUAUUGGAUCGUCAUAGGAAUGACACAACCACACCAACCGUCAUAAUGCCGUGGUUCGGGGGUGGCAAGAUUUUACCUGCUAAUGCAACUCACGAAGAGAAGAUGGACGCUCUUUAUGACGAUUCGGUGGCUUUUGGCGUCUCCUGCGCGGCGCUAUCGGCGAUUAUGUUCGUCCUUUGCAUGACCAUGGUCGACUUGCUCAAUCUCGCUGCCUCUAGACAAAUCUCCAGGAUACGCAAGAUGUUUCUAAGAUCCGUUCUUAGGCAAGACAUGUCGUGGUACGACACGAACACGUCGACCAACUUCGCGAGUAGAAUUAACGAUGAUUUGGAGAAGAUGAAGGACGGCAUGGGAGAAAAGUUAAGUGUCAUCACGUAUUUAAUGACCUCGUUCUUCGCUUCUGUCAUCAUCUCGUUCGUGUACGGCUGGAAGUUGACCCUGGUCAUGCUAAGCUGCGCGCCGAUCAUAAUAAUCGCUACAGCCUUUGUCGCCAAGGUGCAAAGUUCACUCUCGGCUAAGGAGCUGGCGGCCUACGGUCAGGCCGGUAGCGUCGCCGAGGAAGUUCUUGCCGCCAUCAGGACCGUAGUCGCUUUUAACGGCGAGCAGAAAGAGGUGGAAAGGUACUCGGAGAAACUCGUGCCCGCGGAACGAACUGGCAUCAGGAGAGGCAUGUGGUCCGGAAUCGGCGGCGGCAUCAUGUGGUUUAUCAUAUAUCUCAGUUACGCGUUGGCGUUUUGGUACGGGGUGCAAUUAAUCCUGGACGACCGCUCGAAAGAAGUAAAGGAGUACACGGCAGGGGUAUUAGUGAUCGUGUUCUUCGGCGUUUUAACCGGCGCGCAAAACAUGGGCCUGACCUCGCCGCUUCUCGAGGCAUUCGCGAUGGCGAGGGGUUCCGCGGCCGCGGUAUUCAACGUCAUCGAUCGCGUGCCGUCGAUCGACAGCCUCAGCAAGGAGGGUCGCCGGCUGGACACCGUCAACGGUGAGAUCGAGUUCAGGAACGUCGCGUUCCGCUAUCCGGCGAGGAAGAACGUUCAAGUGCUCAAGGCGCUGAAUCUGAAGAUCAAUCGCGGCGAAACGGUGGCGCUCGUAGGUGAAUCCGGAUGCGGUAAAUCCACCUGUGUGCAGCUCGUUCAACGGCUCUACGAUCCCCUCGAAGGACAAGUCCUGCUGGAUGGGGUCGACGUGUCGACGUUGAACGUUCAAUGGCUGCGCUCGCACAUCGGCGUGGUCGGUCAGGAGCCGGUGCUCUUUGACACAACGAUACGCGAGAACAUCCGUUACGGAAAUGACAGCAUUACCGAGGAGGAGAUGAUCAAAGCCGCAAAGGAAGCGAACGCUCACGAUUUCAUCAGCAAACUACCGGAGGGAUACGACAGUCCAGUGGGCGAGAGAGGCUCUCAAAUGUCGGGUGGACAAAAGCAGAGAAUCGCCAUCGCACGUGCGCUGGUGAGAAAUCCGGCGAUUCUUCUGCUGGACGAGGCGACUUCUGCAUUGGACGUUCACAGCGAGGCGACCGUGCAGAGAGCCCUUGACGCGGCAGCGAAGGGAAGAACGACGAUUAUAGUCAGUCAUAGACUCUCCACCAUCACGAACGUCGACAGGAUCGUGUUUAUUAAGGACGGGGUCGUCGUCGAGCAAGGGACCCACGAGGAAUUGAUGGCGCUCAAAAAAUACUAUUACGGACUGCAUUCCGUCCACGUGGAGAACGCAGCUAAAGAUAGGGCCAGUGCUGCCAAGAGGACUGCUGCCAAGAUCGCAAUGUCCCCGAAGAUGAGGAAGAAUCCGCCGUUGAGCAAACAAUUUUCCACGUUAUCCGCACACUCCCAUCGACUCUCUCUCGCGAGAUCCGAUUCCUCAGAGGAGGAUUUGGAAGAGUACGAGAAACCUUAUGACGCGCCUAUGAUGAGGAUAUUCGGAUUAAACAGGCCGGAAUGGCCAUUAAAUUUGACCGGAUGUAUCGCGGCAGGGGUGGUAGGCGCUUCCUUCCCAGCCUUCGCUAUUAUAUUCGGUGACAUUUACUGGGUACUGAAUCUUCCCGAGCCCGCCGACGUCAUGAAAUAUACCAUUUUCCUCUCGAUACUCUUCAUUGUCAUCGGCGUGAUCACAGGUAUCAGUACUUUUCUGCAAAUGUACAUGUUCGGCCUGGCAGGCGUGCGUAUGACGACGCGAAUAAGGAAGACGGCGUUCAGCGCGAUGCUGAAGCAAGAGAUGGGCUGGUACGACGAGGACUUGAAUAGCGUAGGCGCGCUCUGCGCGAGGCUCUCAGCGGACGCCGCGGCCGUUCAAGGCGCGACUGGAACUCGCAUAGGCUCCAUGCUCCAAGCCUUCUCGACCCUCGUGAUCGGAAUCGGCAUAUCCUUGUAUUACACCUGGAAGAUGACGCUGGUCUCGGUGGUGUCAAUCCCGCUGGUGCUCGCCGCGGUGUUCUUCGAAGCGCGAGUCAUGGGCGGCCAGGGUAUGCAGGAGAAGAAGAAAAUGGAGUCGGCCACUCGGGUAGCCGUCGAGGCGAUAACCCACAUACGUACGGUCGCCAGUCUCAACAAGGAGGACGUCUUCUUCAAGAGAUACUGCGUGGAACUGAACCGCGUCGCCCAGGCAACGAGAAUCAGAAACAGGCUGAGAGGUUUAGUGUACUCGUGCGGCCAGACCACGCCGAUGUUCGGUUACGCCAUAAGUUUGUAUUACGGAGGAUAUCUGGUGGCCAGAGAGGGACUCGAGUACGAUAAAGUCAUCAAAGUGUCGGAAGCGUUGAUCUUCGGCUCGUGGAUGCUCGGACAGGCGCUCGCCUUCGCGCCGAACUUCCAAACGGCUAAGAUCUCGGCGGGCAGAAUCUUCAAGCUGCUCGACAGAGUUCCAGAAAUCACUUCGCCACCGGGCUCAGAGGGAAAGGAUUUAGACUGGAAGGCAGACGGCUUGAUACAAUAUUCGAAGCUCAACUUCCAUUAUCCGACGCGGCCGGAGAUGCCGGUGCUCAAUGGGCUGAAUCUGAUCGUGAAACCGGGCCAGAUGGUGGCCCUCGUGGGUCAGAGUGGCUGCGGGAAAUCCACCUGCAUUCAACUGCUGCAGCGGCUUUACGAUCCGCUCUCCGGCACCGUGACAUUGGAUCGACGUGACAUCGCCUCGGUUUCGCUGGGCAGGCUCAGAUCGCAGCUCGGCGUCGUCGGGCAGGAGCCGGUGCUCUUUGACAGAACGAUCGCGGAGAACAUCGCUUAUGGCGACAACAGCCGACAAGCGGCCAUGAACGAGAUCAUCGAGGCCGCCAAAAUGUCAAACAUCCAUACAUUCGUCUCUUCGCUACCAUUGGGUUACGACACGAGGUUGGGAUCAAAGGGCACUCAGCUUAGUGGUGGGCAGAAGCAACGAAUAGCAAUCGCACGUGCGCUAUUGAGAAAUCCUCGAGUCUUACUGUUGGACGAAGCCACUUCAGCCCUCGAUACUCAGAGCGAGAAGGUCGUGCAGGCGGCCCUGGACAAGGCCAUGCAGAACAGAACGUGUAUCACCAUAGCCCACCGUCUGGCCACUAUAAGGAACGCCGACGUGAUCUGCGUGCUCGAUCGGGGAUCCGUGGCCGAGAUGGGCACUCACGACGAUCUGAUGGAGGCCGAUGGUCUCUACGCUCACUUGCACAAUCUUCAGGAGUCGACUAUACAGUAGUAGAAGACCGACCAGGCGUCGGAUUCCUUCGCUUUUUCCUUCUUCGCGCGCGACUCGGCCGUCGCGGUGCAUCGGGCAUCUUGAAGACGCGUGAACCGAAUCGGAAACGCGGUCGAGCGCGCGGAAAGCGGAGGAGAAUCAAACCGCGCGAAGACCACAGAGCGGAACUCGAGUGGCCCGCCGUCGCCACCACCGAGAGGCUCGUCGGCCACGAGAUGUCGAGGAACACAAGCGACGUUCAAAGGAACGGAUGCGCCAGCACAGAAGACGGAUCUUGUAGCUUUACGGAGGUUUCAAUGGCUUAUUCACCGAUUCCGCAGCAAGCACGACAGGCAGCACCGUUCGCGGUUCAGAUCACUAAUCGAGGAUCGAGUGACUUAUUUGCGACGUAAACUCAGUCGCAAAUCGAAAUCCGGGCUUUUAUUAAUGUCAGAAUUCUUGAAUUUAAGUUUCAGCGCCAUAGUGAGACACACGCGGUUUGAAUAAUCCCAUCAACUUAUCGCUCUGCAUUCAUCGUUUUACACAUGUCGAUACGAGUAAAUUACGAUAGCAUUACCGCGACUUUUUGACGACUGAAAUACGCAUUUGCAUAUUUUGACAGAUAUUUCAUUAAGUUAGCGCGUGUCUUACAAUUAGAUAAGUAGUCCUCAUUCGUACUAACUGAUGAAGGUUGACGAAGCGAAUGAAUAUUCGCCCACUCUUUCCCGGCCUUUUUCCCCUCUGCAUUUUCUCUAUAUGACCAUUUCAUCCGUGCUUAUCACUUCUUCUCUGAUAGUUUUAUAAAAAAUGUUUUUGCGGCUGAUAGAUUUAAGUCCCCCGUCAAAAGCCUUUUACCGGGGACAUGCACGUUACUUUCUCCUGGCGGCCACGUUACUUCAUUAGGCAUUGUACCUUGCGCACCCACGUAACGAUCCAUCCUUCUAGACGGCGAAACGCGUCACAUGGCAUUAUUCAUAAUGGCAAGCGACAUAAUAGACUUUACCGUCCCUCCAUCCCGCUGUUAUUCGUACGCGUCGACUUUUCUCCCCGAGGCAUUUUCUCAGGUAAUAAUAUUUCUUCGUGCGCGCGCACCACGCAGAGUUCCUACGAUCUUUAUGAGAGCCGUCAUAUCUCGUGACGAGUGCUAGGAAAUUUGGCCGUUCUUCUUUUUAUAUAAGAAGAAAAGACACAAUCGAGUAGAAAAAGAAAAUAUACAGGAUUCUUUCGUUAAUAUCAGAACCAAGAAUUUAUCAUCCACAUCCGCUAUUCUAUCCUGCCGGUCGAACGAAAGAUCGGUGCUUUGGUCUGAAUAGAUGCAAUUAGCGUAAUUAAUGUUAUUGAUCUAAUACGCCCCUCUCGUGUCCCGCUAGAUUAGAUAGACAAUGUAGCCGAAUCGAUCGAUUUGAGAAACGUAAUUCGUGUAACAAGGCGUGAAAGUGGCGACAGGUGUUCAAGGACAUGACAUAAGAGUACUCCUCCAUCGCCGUUGCCGUCGUCGUCGUAAUUUCGACAGCGCCGUAGCGGCACUUUAAGCGACGUAGCAUAAAAAAUGUAUAAGUAUUUCUCCAGGAAUAAUAUACGCUCCGACCGCACCCGACCCUACGCGUUUCCUCAUUUCUCCUCUUUUACCUGAAAAAUUCAGAUGUUCAUCUUUAUUCUCUCGCGCAGUAAAAGGAGGG
Messenger RNA from Temnothorax curvispinosus, 6737 nucleotides. RefSeq names its product multidrug resistance protein homolog 49 (gene Mdr49). Gene Ontology annotation, molecular function: ATP hydrolysis activity; ABC-type transporter activity; ATP binding. Lineage: Eukaryota; Metazoa; Arthropoda; Insecta; Hymenoptera; Formicidae. The transcript is spliced from 18 exons. Gene Ontology annotation, cellular component: membrane. Gene Ontology annotation, biological process: transmembrane transport. The record is from RefSeq and is a predicted model, not a curated record. Bases 1033 to 5079 code for a protein of 1348 amino acids.